GGCUGCAUGCAUGAUCUUUACAAUACAAAAACAUCAUGGCAAACCGCGGCAUUGUCCAAUCUGGUGCAGACAUAAUGCACACGUUGAUCUAGCACAUCUGAUCAGACCAGUACCCCCAAGGCUAUAGCUCCGUAAAAGAAAUCUGUGGACAAAAAGGCAGCUCUGCCAAUUCCCAGAUGCAUGUCUAUGUAUUAGUAAAGCACCAAGAACCACAAAAACAGGAACGGCUGUCUGCGGCCACUCAUAUCCAGAACAAUGAGCACAGAAACACACGAAAAGGCUUCUUUGUUCCAAUAUUUGUCAUCGAUCGAUGGUACAAAUACAUGUCAAGCUCUCUCAGCAACACUCAAAACCAAAGGAAGGUACAUCCAAGGAUGCAGCCGAUCAUAAUAUAGUGGAGCCGGACUGCUCUGACAAUCAUUCUCCCCUGAGUGCGGUGCACCUGAGGGGCCGUACAUCAAAGACAAAACCAAGCAGAAUAGGUGAUGCAGAACAGCAUGCCCAGGGGAGAUUUGUCCCAGGCUAAAUGGCACACUGUAAGUGUACAUCUCACUGGGUCCUGCCCGCAGUACAUUCUGGCACACACAAAGCCAUUAAAUGCCACACCUGUCUCGAGAGCAAUCUUCACAUCUGCCUUGCCUUAUGCAGGAUGUAUCAUUCCCAUGACUGUAGAUUGAGCAUGUGGGGCGCACUGUCUUGGUCAGGAGUCUGCAUUCUGCAUGUGAGGCAUG
Coccomyxa subellipsoidea C-169 is the source of this 731-nucleotide messenger RNA. RefSeq lists its product as hypothetical. Bases 311 to 526 code for a protein of 71 amino acids. Lineage: Eukaryota; Viridiplantae; Chlorophyta; Trebouxiophyceae; Coccomyxaceae. The record is from RefSeq and is a predicted model, not a curated record. The transcript has a single exon.